Messenger RNA from Conger conger (European conger), 2073 nucleotides. Its product is annotated as ceramide kinase-like. The coding region runs from base 175 to 1749 and encodes 524 amino acids. The record is from RefSeq and is a predicted model, not a curated record. The transcript has 13 exons. Gene Ontology annotation, molecular function: kinase activity. Lineage: Eukaryota; Metazoa; Chordata; Actinopteri; Anguilliformes; Congridae.
UGAGAAAACCGCUACGCAAUCCUGAACAUAAACAACGGUGAAAAGUGCAACGUUGUCGUCAGCUGUACGGUAGAUGGCAUCAGGUGCGGUAUAAAGUAACGGCUAUUUGACGGAAGAAUGAGAUGAACGUUUCGUCCGUUCUGCCGCACAUCGCUGCGACAUACUGGUGUAAAAAUGGAAAAGCCACCAAGGUUAUUGUCACAUCAUCUUUUACUGAAAAACAGGGUCUAUGAAGUAACCUUAAACUGCGCACAAUUGACAUGGAUGAAGAAACAACGCGUCUCCAGAACAUUACAAAAAUCCUGCAAAGUCGGAAGCGUCUGUGUGCCCGUAUGUGAAAUCCUCGCAGUCCGAGAAGCAGACGUGGAAGGUCGGGGCAAAACCGGCGGGAGGUGGCAGAGACUCUCCCGGCGGCCUGCGGAGGGGUAUCCGUACGCAUUCACAGUGUCGUAUGUGGAGCGGGUGAAGCAGCACCGCUGGCGGUGUAGAGAUGUCACCUUCCAGUGCGCGGACAGAGCAGUGCGUCAGCAGUGGAUCCACAGCAUCCGCGACCAGCUCUCCAAACUCACGGGGAGGCCGAGGCACUUGCUGGUGUACAUCAAUCCCCACGGAGGACGCGGGCGGGGGAAGCAGAUUUACGAGGAGAAGGUGGCCCCCCUCUUCUCCCGCGCCUCGAUAUCCGCCUCCGUGAUUGUUACCGAGCGCGCAAACCACGCCAGGGACCACUUGAAGACGGACGCGGACUUAAAGAAGUAUGACGGCGUGGUGUGCGUGGGGGGCGACGGCAUGUUCAGCGAGGUUCUGCACGGGCUGGUCUCCCGGACUCAGAGGGACGCCGGCGUGGACCAGAACCGCAGGGAGCAGAGGUUGGUGCCGUGUCCCGUCCGGAUUGGCAUCAUUCCCGCCGGGUCGACGGACUGCGUUUGCUACGGGACCGUGGGCGUGAACGACCCCGUGACCUCCGCCCUGCACAUCAUCGUGGGCGACACCCAGCCCCUGGACGUUUGCUCCAUCCGCCACGCCGACGCCCUCCUGAGGUACUCCGUCUCGCUGCUGGGAUACGGUUUCUACGGCGACGUGCUGACGGACAGCGAGAGGAGGCGCUGGAUGGGGCCCGUCAGAUACGACGUUUCGGGUGAGCUUGUCGGAAAAGACACUCUCAGAGAUAGAAAAGGUCUGAAGACGUUUCUGGCACACAAUUACUACGAGGGAACAGUGUCGUUCCUGCCAGCUACAGACGUGGCGGGGAGCCCCAGGGACAAGACCACAUGCAGAGCUGGGUGUUCCAGGUGCCUCAAGGACAGCCAGGCCUACGGGACAGGAAACUGUGUCCGCGGCAGGGAUCAGGGUGGUGAUUGGCGGGUGAUCCGGGGGAAGUUCCUGGCGGUGAACGCGGCCAGUAUGAGCUGCGCGUGUCCCCGGAGCCCUGGGGGACUGUCCCCCUCCGCUCACCUGGCCGACGGCACCACCGACCUCAUCCUGGUCCGCAAGUGCUCCAGAGCCAGCUUCCUACGGCACCUCCUGCGCCACACCAGCCCCCAGGACCAGUUUGACCUGUCCUUCGUGGAGGUGCACCGUGUGCGGAGGUUCUGCUUCACGCCUAGGCGCAGCGAGCGCCAGGGGGAUCCGGUCUGCAGCAGCUGGAACUGCGACGGAGAGAUCCUCCCCCACGCCAGCGUGGACGUGGGAGUGCACUGUCAGCUGAUUCGGCUGUUCGCCCGCGGGAUCGAGGACAUCGCCACGCCCUGAACGCCCCGAACAGAGUCGCCCAGAGAGCCCUGUCGCGUCGUACAGGGUUCAAAGGUCACAUCGGAGGCGUUCCGCUGCAGUCUUGGGACACAGACGCGCCCGCAGUUCAGUCGACCCCAGCUCUGGUUUACGUACAUCUGUGCUGCUGGUCUCAGGUCACUAUGUGUGCAGGACGGUGUAUCUGGCAUGCAAUGCAUCUCCGUUCAGACAUUUUCAAAGCAUCCAAAGGAACAUCUACUGCUGAUUUGCACACUGUUACCGACUGACCUAGAUUGUGAUGGAGUGCGAUUGUAGCGGGUGUUGCUUUGCCAUUGAAUCGCAGUG